Molecule: messenger RNA, 2187 nt
Organism: Teleopsis dalmanni
Lineage: Eukaryota; Metazoa; Arthropoda; Insecta; Diptera; Diopsidae
Product: probable serine/threonine-protein kinase mps1
Exons: 4
Coding region: 29-1720 (563 amino acids)
Source: RefSeq, a predicted model, not a curated record
AAUAUAUAUACACAACAGAAAAGUUAUUAUGGCUGGGAAUAAACGUAAAGGGCGUACUCGCAUCAAAUUGGAUGCUAAGAAGAUUGCGUUAGCAAAGCAGUUAAUUUUGCGUGAAGCGACCACAACAGUGAUUGCUAACGAACUAAAUAUUUCUCGUACAUUUGCUUGGCGAUUACGAAAAAGUCUUGUGAAUGGUGUAAGCCUUCAUGAACGCGUCAUUGACCCAAAUGUAGAGGAUGCCACAGAAAUACUUCAAAUAAACAACGAACAAAAAAUGCAGAUUCCAGAAUUUCAUCAAACUGAAAUUGAUAUUAAAACAGAAAACAAUGAAAGUGAUAAUGAAGAAUCUGAGGAACAUGAAGACCAAGAAGAUCGUGAAGAACAUGAAGAUCGCGAAGAUCGUGAAGUUGAUGACGAUGAUGAGGAGGAUAUUGCAGAGAGUGUUUCCAAUCAAAGUUUUAAUCAAAGAAAUGAGAAAUAUCAUCAACAAAACAAAGAGUAUAUCAAAGAUAAAGGUAAAGACGAUCCUGAUGAGAGUGAAGAUAACAGUGAAAUUGAGUCUGAUGAAGAAGAGAUUAAAAUCAAAGACAAGGUUAAUAAUUCCCAUUUGCAAUUAGAACAACAAAAACAGCAACAACAGAAACAACACCGAAUCAUACAAAAUAUGCCCGCAAAUUUAAAAAUUGAAAAUAUGUCUGAGAACCAGAAAGAGAUAUCCCAUGGGAUUGAGGAGAAUGUUGUCAUAUCGCCAUUAGCAGCGGCAAACCAGUUUCCGUCUACUGUCACUGCUGUCAUACAUCAACUUCCCGUAAAUCUCUCAAUUCGGCCCAUUUCAACAAUGCAAAAUAAUGAAAUAGUAACUGAGAAAUGUAAUUUCUCAAAAAAACCGCGCAAGCCGAACGUGUUUGUUGACGAUGAAAAAUAUGCUAUGGCUAAGACGCUUGUAGCUCAAAACGCUUCCACAAUGGAAAUCGCUCGCGCGUUGAAUGUGUCUCAAAUGACAGCAUGGAAAGUGCGAGAUGCUAUUGUUAAAGGAGUGCCACUGUCUUAUCGAAAUAAAAAAGAAAUUCGCGAAGUAGCACAACACGAAACCAUUGAAGAGUCUACUGAUAAAGGUGCACAAAGACAUUUUGAUAAAAACCAACAACAACAGCAACAAAUUGAACAACAACAACAUCUGUUAUUGCAACAUGAAGAGCAAAUUAAACAGCAACAACUACACUUGCUGCAUCAAAAAUUAGAGCAACAAAAGCAUCAGCAAUUGCAGCAACUUCAGAAACAGCAACAACUACAACAACAGCUUCAGCAACAAAAUCACUUACCGCAAAAAAUACAUCUACCAGAGCAACAACAAUCCUUAACAAACGCAGCAUCUAAAGUUGUUCAUCCUCGUAGACGUCUGAAAGCAGCUGAGCGUGAAGUGCGAGACAAAGAAAUUACACGCGAAAUUUUAGAUUUAAUAAAAGAAGAUAGUAAUAUUCAAUAUUGGAAGGUUUCAGCACGCUUAGCAGAAAAAGGAUUCGCCAUAUCACCGUCAUCGGUGUGUCAGAAAUUGAAGUCGAUGGGAAUACAUCGGCGCUGGAAACCUGGUGACAAGCCACCAACUUUAGAUAUUGAACAAUUGAAAUCUGCAAAUACUAAUUCUUCUUCAGCCGAUGAAGGAUACGAAGCUCAAUUAGAUUUGAGUGGCGCAAAUUUUUUAAAUGCCUUCACGCGUUGAAAAACAACGAUUUAUUUCAAAAAUAAAAAAACUGUGUUCGAUAUAACACUGAAAAUCCAGUGCAAAUUAGUGCUUCAACAUGUUCGACCGUCGAACUGCUCGAGUUCGAGAAUACUCGAAUUCAAACAUUUGGAUUCAACACUUCAAAUGUUCGAAAAUAUUUGUGCUCGAACAGCAAAUCUGUUUUAUCUUUCAUCUUUUUUUUUUGUUCCGUUUAAUACACGUACCCAUAACAACAACUGCUCGAACACCUUAUUAUGUUCACACAUGUUUGAUGGUUCGCUAUAGUCGACCCAAAAGCCCGAGUACAAAUAUACUUGAUCAUUAAAAUGUUUCAAGCUUCGAUUAACUCGAAAAAUAUCUGAAGCAUUAGUAUAAAUAUUUAGAACUAAAUAAUUGAAGUAUUUUGCUAAGAUGAAGCACAAAUUUAAAAGCGAAUAUUAUAAAUAUUUUAAGAUAAUUUUAAA